Carassius gibelio (silver crucian carp) is the source of this 4419-nucleotide messenger RNA. It is a transcript of the gene bean1, whose product is annotated as brain expressed, associated with NEDD4, 1. The record is from RefSeq and is a predicted model, not a curated record. The transcript has 6 exons. NCBI's taxonomy places the organism in Eukaryota, Metazoa, Chordata, Actinopteri, Cypriniformes, Cyprinidae. Bases 358 to 1263 code for a protein of 301 amino acids.
UUAUUCAGAAAGCCUAUAGGAAGCGCCGGGAGACUCAGCCAUGAGGCGGAGAGUUGUUUACAGUGAUUUUUUUUUACAGUCACUGCAUUGAAAGUGCUGUAAUCAAGUAAAGAAAUCGUUUGGAUUCGGAGUAAAGCGGCGUUUGCGCAUCUCUGUCAGAUGAUUUGAUGUAACAGUCUGUGAUCGAUGGCACAUGCAUGCAGGACCAAGCGAGAUAUUUAGACGAGUAGAGGAGCCGGAUUUGCAAGGAUUGUGGUAAAACAUGUCUGAGGAGGUUAGCAGAGUAAAAUUCAGCUGAGGCUCUGAGUCCAUAUGGGCUUUUUAGAGCACUCCGAGAAACACUGACGUUGAAGUUGCAUGGGGCUAUUUUCUCCUCUGCGAGCGGAUAUAACCAAGGUUGGCAAGAAUUACACCAAAGCAUAUAAAAACAUCUUCCUUCUUUGUCCAAAGGAGAAGGUCAGAAUUGGAACCUGCUUGGUCAAUUGUUUAAGAUGUCACUAUAGGAAAGACUGUGGCAGGGAGUACAUGUUGAUGAAACUUAUUUGUUCAGUGAGCUCAAACCAGAGCAGUCAUGCUCACGAGUACCCAGACUGCCAAGAAGGGGGUAAUGAAGCCAGCCUGCUGGUGUCCCCUCUGGUGGUGGCUGGCAUCGUCAUCGGCCUGGUGCUCUUCCUCUCCUGCGUCACCAUCAUUGUGGGCAGUCUGCGCAAAGACAGCCGCCUGCGCAACCCCCACCUGCGCGCCAGCUACGCUCCAGAUGGCCUCUCAUAUGGUGGCUCCAUUGGAGAGCUGAGGUCCACUUGUGUUGAGGACUUUCCCCCUGCAUUUGACUUUGACUCCUACGUGGAGACGCUGUCUCAAGUCAACGUCGUGUACCCAGACUCCCCGCCUCAUUACGAUGAAUGUGUGGGUCAAGGGACGCAGAUAUAUGUUCCUGCGGAUGAUCCGCCCCCCUACUCCCUCACAGACCCAUGCCGGGAGCAUCCCGCCCCACGCCGUCACAGAGAGAUGGAGGAUCUGCUCGCUGGGGCUUCUUGGGUGUCAGCAAGUGGCUCUUCCCAUUACCCAGCCAGACUACAGGACUUCAGGCACCAGCCAGUCGCCUCCAUCUCUUUGUCAGCCUUACCUUUCGAUGAGGCGCCCCCAUAUGAGGCAGUAGUGAGUGAACAAAACCAGCCCCUUCCUCUGAUGCCCCUGGAUCUGCUCAAACACACUACAGCGGACAGCAGUCCACAGGACAGCGUUUCUCACAGGAUCUUGUAAUCCUGUCCUCCCCGGCAUGCUCAUGCAUCACCUGUACCAAACCAGCUUUGAGAGGGAUUCUUUUGUGUGGCUGGGGUCUCCUGAGUCAAGAGCUGAAACAGACACCUGCUGAAGCCCACAGUUACCUCUGACUUCAGCCGACACAGAUACUGUACCUCAUGUUUUAUGUGACACUGCGGGAGCCACCACAAGAGCACAGGGCUAUCCAUCACUUUUUUGAGCAACACCUCACCUUGUCUUUUGCUUAUGGUAUAAUUAGAUGGCAAUGUGUGGUAGACUGAUAUUCUGAAUUCAAGCAUCACAGCUAAUUUCAACCACCGUGGAAAUGUUCCCUUCUGGAUGCCUGGAAAGAGCAGACAGCUCCUCAAUAAACCUGGGACCAUAAUAGACAAAAUUUUCAUAGGAAUAGAAAUGUAGGUUUCUUUUUGAAAAUGUGUUCCUGACUUAAUAGAAAUUGAAUGACAUCAGAAAAUCAAUGUGCUUUUAAUCCAUACUUUUUUUUACCCUUGAUUUCAUUUCUUUGCUCCUCUACAUCAGUGGUUCUCUACCAGAGGGCCAGGGCUCAUUAGGGGCCUUAACCAAACCUCCUGAAAGUCUUAAAAUCAUUGAAAUUUAGUUAUAUUAAUAUCAUCUUAAUGGAAUAGUUCACCCUGAAAACAGAUUUGGAGAAAUUUAGCAUCACGUCGCUUGCUUACCAAUGGAUCCUCUCAAGUGAAUGGGUGCUGUCAGAAUGAGAGUCCAAACAGCAAACUUCAGAUCCAUUGGAGAGCAAGUGAUGUAAUGCUACAUUUCUCCACAUUUAGGAUGGCCUUAUGGCAGGGGUGUCUAAACCUGUUCCUGGAGUUUAGCUCCAACUCUAAUCGAACACACCUUGGAGUCAAAACUGUUUUUCUGAACCACUGUUUUACAUCUAUUUCCCAGAUCACUGUGAUUUAUUUAUAUUUCCUUCUGUUUGUAGAGACGGCUGUUUUCCUAAAGUCUCAAACGCAUCUGGAGAUCCUAUUAGGAGAACAGCAGAUGUGUGAGAAGUGAUAUCAAUGCAUAUGACAAUACAAGCUAUAAUUAGAAAGGGCUGUAGGGAACACUUUGCCAAAGGGUGUAAAACAAUGGUCUAUUGUUCUCCUGAACUGCAUUGAUGCUGUGUACAUUAUAACAUAACAUAAGAGCUGAGACUGGUGUCCAAGCAGCUCAACUGCACAGCCUUUGUAGGGCUGACGUCAGUGUGAAGUAAAACAUAAUAUAGUUAUUGCUGGACACCUUGUGCUUCCUAAACAUUUAUGUAUCAGAUUUGUUUCCUUUUUUGCUCUAACAUUGCCCACUUCAUUCAUCUGAACACAAAGGCUUCCCACAUGCAUGUUUCUAAUACACAACGUGCCUAUUAAUCACCAUGACUGUUAGAUCAACAUGCUGAAGUGAAGAAACUUUCAUUUCAAAAGAUGUGUGUGUGUGUGUGUAUAUAUAUGUAUACACACACACACACACAUUUAAAACCUGCCCAGAAAUGACACUGCAUGACACCUCACCUCUAUUCUCACAACUUCCCACGAAUCACAAAAGUAUAUACUUAUAGAAAAGGGUCUGUACGGGAUUUUUCAAUUAAAUUUGAUGCAUGAAUGCGUUUCUUGUGUAGCUCAAAGAAGAAAUGAUUAUUAAAUGUCCCAUUCUUUAUUGAUGUCAACUUUGGACUUACAUAUUCUAUAAAUUUUUGACUUCCACUAAUGUUUAGUAAGAAAGUUGAUACUCAUCAACUAUGAAGAAAGGCAACUUUUUUCUAUAACAACAGAUCUGAAGUAGCAUUACAAGAUUAUUUUGUAGAUGUCGAGCGCGUCUCGGUCUGCUCAUAUAGCUCUGUAAAAGCGUGAGCUGUAUCACCUUAGAUGAAGAAAUGGUCCAGAUGUUCUGUGAUGUAAUGAGUAGAGGUGUAUUAGCUGUUGCCACCGGACUGUAAUAAUAAUACUGUGUCUGUAAACCCUUGACUUUAAUUGAAUAGUUCACCCAAAUCUGAAAAUUAGAAGAAAUCGUACCCUCAUGCCAUCCAAGAUGUAGUCAGAGUUUGCUUCUUCAUCGGAACAGAUGUGGAGAAAUUUAACAUCAUGUCACUUGCUCAUCAGUGGAUCCUCUGCAGUGAAUGGGUGCCGUCAGAAUGAGAGUCUGAUGAAACAGCUGAUAAACACAUCACAAUAAUCAAUAAGUAAUCAACAUGACUCCAGUCUGUCAAUUAACAUAGUGAAAAGCUGCAUGUUUGGACAAAUCCAUCAAGGCAUUUUAACUUUAAACUGUCGCUUCUGGCCGAAAUAAUGUAUAAUCCAUAACAACGCUGAAAAAGUAUAUACCUUGAUGUCCUUUCACAUCAAAAUCCACUGACAUAUUUGCUUAGACCUGUUUUGGUUUGUUUCCACUUGUAAAUGGUGCAGACUUCCCUGAAAUCAUAUGGAUAGAAGACUCGUGUUUUAGUCAGAAGGAACAGAUUGAAAUUAAAAACGUUUUGAUGGAUUUUGUUUAGUCCAAACAUACAGCUUUUUGCUUCACGAGAUCAUUAAUCAAUCAGCUGGAGUCGUGUGGAUGCUGAAUAUGUCUGAAUGGUGAAAUUCUUCAAAUUUGUUCGGAUAUGAAGUAACACCCUCAGGCCAUUCAAGAUACAGGUGAAUUUGAGCUGAUUUUCAUUUUUGGGUAAACUUUUCCUUUAAGUCACACUUGUUAGCAAGGAUGUAUCAAUUAUGUAUGCACAUACAGAUGGAAUGAACACACAAAGAACUUAAAAGAAUAUAUAUAUUAAAAAAAUCCCUAAUGAUGAUCUAUUUCCCAUUGGUCACAUAGUAUUUCUCUUCUUUUGUUUUUAGGGUUUUGUGUAUUUUAGCUGCAUCUAGUGAGCUGAUGUUCAGGAAAAUCACUGGCUUACAUUUGUGCGCUAAACUAUUUUCAUUAGUUUCAUUAGACCACGUGGAUGUGUUUCUUACACCAGAAUAGCACCUUAGCUUCCAAGCCCAUUGUAAAUGUCACAUCUCAAAUGUGUUCUUUCUCUGUCACUAUGUUGUGGUUGGUUGUCCGAAGUGAUAAUCUUGUUUCAUAGAGCUGCAGAUAUUAAUGUGCGUUUUGUAUUAAAGUCUUUAUUCCUUUACCACUGUAUCAUCUAAAUAAAUAAAAACACAAGACUUC